Messenger RNA from Linum trigynum, 4011 nucleotides. NCBI's taxonomy places the organism in Eukaryota, Viridiplantae, Streptophyta, Magnoliopsida, Malpighiales, Linaceae. The record is from the annotation of a GenBank genome assembly.
ACGAUAUGUCAUAUUAAUUUAAUCCAACGAUGGCAAACUCGGUGCCCGUUUGUAGCAGUCGGUGACGAAUUCCCAAGUCGGCGGGUACGGUUCAUACCCGAGAAAUAAAACCUAGGCAGCCUCUCUAUUUAAGCCUAGCAGUUGCUGGCUCCCUGGCUCCCCGCCAUUCUCAGAUUUCCCGCCGCCUCCACCACUACCUCCGCCGUCACUCUCGCCCGCCUUGUUUGCUUACCGCCUUCUCCCCGUCGCCGAUACAAGCUUGAAGGUGUGUGCAUCCUGCUUUCUUACUUUAACUAAUUCCGUUUCAUGAAUUUGGGCUCCGUACGUUUUCAUGUCGGAUUUCCCUUUUCCCCUUUACAGUAUUAAAAUUUCUCCGCCGAACGAUUGAAUUUUUCUGAGUUUUAAUGAAAUCCCUCGAUUGGGUUUCAUCGAUGAUACGGUAGAGAGGACUUUUAUCGGCGGAGAAACAAUUUUUCGUUUUCUGCAACUUCUGUGAUUUACGGGGUUUGAUCUCGAACUAAGAGAAUUAAGCUUUGUGGGUGUACUUGUUUCCGUUGUGUAUUUGAGCAGGGAAUCGUCCAUGAUGCCGGAGGAUCAAGAUGCAGGGAUGUUUUGCUGCAGAUGCGGCAUCCAAAUGCAGCUGAACGCGGCCAACAUGUGCGUGAGGUGCCUGCGAUCGGAAGUGGAUAUUACUGAGGGUUUACAGAAGCAUGUCGUGAUCUCCCACUGCCCGGAAUGCUACUGCUACCUGCAGCCACCGAAGACCUGGAUCAAAGCCCAGUGGGAAUCGAAAGAGCUCCUCACAUUCUGCGUCAAGCGGCUGAAGAAUCUCGACAAGGUGAGAUUGACCCACUAUGAACUCGUGUGGACUGAGCCACACUCCAAACGGAUCAAGGUCCGCGUGACAAUCCAGAAGGAGGUCCUCAAUGGGGUGGUCCUCGAGCAAGCUUACGUUGUUGAGUACGUCCAGCAGGACCAUAUGUGCGAGUCUUGCUCCAGAGUGGCAGCCAAUCCGGACCAGUGGGUUGCAUCGGUGCAGCUCCGUCAGCAUGUUUCUCAUCGUCGGACGUUCUUCUACCUCGAGCAGUUGAUACUGAAGCACGAUGCUGCUUCGAAGGCUAUAAAGAUCAAGCAGAUGGAUCAAGGUGUCUACUUUUUCUUUGGAAACCGCAGUCAUGCUGUGAAAUUCCUAGAAUUUCUGGGGAGCGUCGUCCCGACCAAGAGUCGUGUUGAUAAGCAGCUGGUUUCUCACGAUGUCGAGAGCAGUAAUUACAACUACAAGUACACUUUCUCGGUCCAGAUCAGCCCGGUUUGUCGCGAUGAUUUGAUUUGCUUGCCGCAGAGGCUUUCUUCCAGCUUGGGCAACAUUGGGCCUCUUGUUGUCUGCACCAAGGUGACCAAUAGCAUUGCACUGCUCGAUCCUUUCACAUUGAGGCACUGCGAUCUGGACUCUGAUCAGUAUUGGAGGCAUGGUUUCAAGUCUUUGCUGACCAGUAGGCAGCUAGUGGAGUACGUUGUGCUGUAUGUCCAAAUCCCCUCGCCACCAAUGGAGGCGAAAAUCGGUGGGGUCAGGUACCUAUUGGCUGAUGUCCAGGUGGUUCGGUUGUCUGAUUUAGGUCGCAACAAAGUCUUCUGGGUGAAGACUCAUCUGGGACAUCUUCUGAACACGGGCGAUCGUGCCCUUGGCUAUGACCUCUAUGCAGCAAAUAUCAACUGUAGCGAGCUCGAGAAGUUCAAUUUGCCAGAGGUGGUUCUGAUAAAGAAAAGCUACGAAGAGGCAUGGCAGAGGAAACGAGGGAAGACUCGGAAGUACAAGCUCAAGCACCUGCAGAUGGAAGUUGACGACAGAGUCAGGGUCGAGGAAGAGAAGGAGAGGUCGGAUUACGAGCAGUUCCAGAGAGAUAUCGAGGAGAACCCUGAGUUGCGGUUCAAUUUGUCUCUGUACCGUAACAAGGAGUACCAGGAGUCGGAGGCCGGCUCAAUGGCUGAUGAUGCUACAGCUCCGUUGGAGGAGCUGCUUGCUGAUCUUGUGUUGCUUGAUGAGAGUGAUGAGGAGGACGAUGAGGGCACGAGGGCACGAGGGAAAUAAAGGGAGAUUGUGUUGGGUUCCUUUUUGUGUUAUUCAAGAAGUAAUUUUGAGUUGCUCUUUUAUGCGCCAUUAGUGUAAAUUUUCGGGUUCUUACUUAUGUUUAUGUUUUUUUUUCCCCCGGUGAUUCUUAUGUUUAUGUUUUGCCAUUCUGUUUGAAGGCUGUGUUUUGCUGUUAAAGAUUAAAUGUGGUUUUCAGAUUCGGUCAUUUGUGGCUUUGUAGCAUAUUCGGUCAUCUGCUAGUAUCUUUGGGUGCUCGAACAGAGAUUUUAAGAGUCGAAUUGAGAGAUUCAACUCGAACUUCUAGUACACGGUGGUAAGCAUGUACCAAGCACACUAGCAAUGAGUUUCGUCGAUUCUAAUAGACGGAGUUAGAAAUGGAUAAACGACAUUAAAGAAUCUAUGCCACUAACCCGUUACCACAAAUGGUUUCGACAUCUGUUGAUAUAUUAGUUCUUUGUUAUUGGGUGAAAAACGUUUGAUACCAUUUGAUAACUUAACUGACGGUGAAAUUUACCCCUACAGGAAAAAGGAGACAUUUAGGAACGGUCAAUUUGGCACCUCAACUUUGAGCCUUUUACUUAUUACUCCUUUGACCCAAGUUUAAUAGUUUUCCAAUCCAAUCACAUACUUAUGUCAUAGACUAGUGGUUUCUACACAAUUCUUUUUUGUUAGAAUUGGUUCCUAGACAAAUGACUGAUCUCAGGCUUUUGGCAACAAAAGCGCCCGUUGCGAAAGACAAGAGUUUUUUUUUUUUAAAGGUGAAUCUUUUAUUCCAAAUCCUAAACGAGGGGAAGCAAGCAAGUUUACAACAGUGGUUCAAUCAAGUUUGCAAUAGUAAUCCAUUCCACUGGUUAACAGCCGUCACGAGUGCUCUUUACCACCCAAUUUCUAGCCACGCCCAAUUUCUAGUUUGCAAUAGGGUUUGCACAACACAAUCUUUAUUGGAUUUAUAGGGUUUGCAUAUACGCAUAUUGUUGUAAUGUUCACAUGUAUCAUAAACUAAUAGAGAAUGUACAGUAAUGUAAUAUUCUUCAAGUACCGGCAGGCCAAAGCCGAAAUGAGAUCAUGAGAGUUCUUACUUUCUUGCUCUGGCUUUUACCUCCAUUAGAGAGUUAAUUAGGCUUAUGUUAGAGUUUGUUCAUUUUCCGUCAGAGCCAACAGAUAGGUCGGAUUUUUUUGAGGGUAUUUUCGUAAUUUUCUAUUGAUUUUCUGAAUCGCUAUUCAUCACCCUAAAAUUUAAAUUUUAUCGCCCUAAAACACACUAAAUUGACACAUUUAUCACUUGACCUAAUUUCUAAUUUAACACUAAACAAACGAUCCCUAAGCCUGAUCGCGAGGACUAAGAGUUGCUCCUUGUAUCACCGGCGCCGCCACAUUGCUCGUGCUGCUUUUGCUCGCGAUGACGAGGAAGGAGGAAGAAAGAAGCAGGAAGGAAGAAGAAGACGAUCCGACCGGAGCGGGAAGAAGUCGUCUCGUCGCCACCGUCGAAGAUAAGCUUCCGUUCCCCUUUCUUGUUUUCAAAAUCUGCGGCGGACGAGUUGAAAAUCCAUCACCGGCAAGCUCGAGAUAGGUCAAGAACUCGUCUCAAGCGCGCCGGCGACGGAGUUUCAACCCAUUCACCGCCUGUGCCUGUCCGAGGAACAGUCGAGUCGAUGUCCAGCCCGUCCGAAUGGAACCACCUCUUGAGGAUUUUACGAGUAAUUGAAGGAGAAGAAGAAGGAGGAUAAAGAGGGAUGGAUUGUUUUUCCACCCAUUUGAUUAGGGGGAAAAUUAAUAUGCUAACUUGAAGAUUCGUUAGCAGAUACUAACUGAUAUCCAAAAUACAUGAAUUAAUAUCCGAGUACGAAAGUAUCUAGAGAGUACAGACUAGUAUUCAAAGUUUGCUAACUGAUAUCCACCAUGAAUCAACUAUUAUUCCAAAU